CUCUCUCUCUCUCUAGACCUACAAAAUCUUCAAAGGAACAUGUCUUCUUCCACCUAUUCCAACUCCCCCUGUGCAGCCUGCAAGUUCCUCCGCCGAAAAUGCCUACCGGAUUGCGUUUUCGCGCCCUAUUUCCCCCCGGAGGAGCCCCAAAAGUUCGCCAACGUUCACAAGAUCUUUGGUGCCAGCAAUGUCAGCAAACUGCUGAACGAAGUCCAGCCACACCAGCGGGACGACGCUGUGAACUCGCUCGCCUACGAGGCCGAGGCCAGGAUGAAAGACCCCGUCUAUGGCUGCGUUGGCGCCAUCUCCAUACUCCAAAGGCAAGUCAUCAAGCUCCAAAAAGAGCUCGACGCCACCAACGCCAAUCUCAUUCGCUACGCCUGCACCGAAAUCCCCGCCCCGUCUCAGUCCUCGUCCUCGCAAUACGCUCGAAGGUCGUCAUCGACCAGCCACGACGGAAGCUCAUCCACCUCUAGCUAUGGCCACUACUAUUCCAAUCCCUACUUUUCUCCAUGGAGUAACAGCCAUAAUGGCUCUUGUGGAGAUGGCCAUGACAAGGCAGAGUUCAAGUAAAUUUUUCAUUACGCAAUUUGAUUAAUAAAUAUAAAUUAUAAUUACAAAUCACACCUUUCAGUUCGUCUAAUUUGCAAAUUAUAUCUCUCUAUGUUUUGAAAAUGGUUUCAAACAUCCUUAUAAUUUGCA
Molecule: messenger RNA, 702 nt
Organism: Cucurbita maxima (winter squash)
Lineage: Eukaryota; Viridiplantae; Streptophyta; Magnoliopsida; Cucurbitales; Cucurbitaceae
Product: LOB domain-containing protein 25-like
Exons: 2
Coding region: 40-573 (177 amino acids)
Source: RefSeq, a predicted model, not a curated record